Molecule: messenger RNA, 1933 nt
Organism: Saccostrea cuccullata (small rock oyster)
Lineage: Eukaryota; Metazoa; Mollusca; Bivalvia; Ostreida; Ostreidae
Product: homeobox protein HOX3-like
Exons: 4
Coding region: 532-1779 (415 amino acids)
Biological process (GO): regulation of transcription by RNA polymerase II
Cellular component (GO): nucleus
Molecular function (GO): RNA polymerase II cis-regulatory region sequence-specific DNA binding; DNA-binding transcription factor activity, RNA polymerase II-specific
Source: RefSeq, a predicted model, not a curated record
AAAUUGAAGUGCAGAUUCCGUAUUUCGUCUUCAUUAUUCCUGCUAUUUUGUCUAAUCACAGUCUGACCUAUCAGAAAGUGAAUAUAACUGCCUCUUCUCCUUACACAUUCAAAUCAAGGUCACGUGACCCCAUAUUGAAAAUGACAGGCUGGUAUUUUAUGAGUUUACCGGGCCCUAGUUUAUGGGUUUCUGCGCAAGACGAAGAGAGGCCUCGUUUAUCACCGCCAGACGAAAGGAAAAUGAUACGUUGCUAGACAUUGAGGUAUUGUGGUAAACUUCGAAAACGAUUGUUUGGAGGCGUUCUCGUUGGCGAAUGGUCGCAGUUUCUUGAAACCAUAUCCAAAUAAAAAUACAAUAGUUCGAAUGUUGUACACCUGGGAACAAAGCAUUAACGUGGAGCAUUCCUAGCGCACCUUUUCAUCAAAAGUCUUUGGAGUUGAAUGAAGUCUGAAUCAUCAGUUUGAUUGGUUGGUAUCGCGUCACAUGACUGCUGGGUAGGUCGAUGGUGGAGAUGAUUUGAGUUAUCAUAAUAUGACACAUAGAAGGGGGAAUGAAAUAAAUUUCAGCAACAGAGACAUGCACAAAACCGCGUUUUACAACCACCCGGCCGUGUUUCAGAAUUACUUCCCCGGCGAUACUAAUUACUGCUAUGAUGUUCCGUAUGGGCAACCAAACAUGUCUCCUCAGACAGGAGAUUUCUACUCCCACCCAUCAUGUGCCGUGCAGAACAACAGCUUAUCAUCUCCAAACGGAUCUUAUGGAACACAAUACACAGGUCCUGACGGGUACCCUAACCACUUGACCGGGGUGGGGAGUCCGAAUACCGCCUCUUUUAGUAACAAGGGAGAAAUUUAUCCAUGGAUGAAAGAAUCGAGGCAAAACUCAAAGCAACGCCAAACAACUCAGCAACAAAAACAACAGCAACAACCACAACCUCCACAGCAACCUCAGCAAAACCAACAGCAACAGGGACAAACAGGGCAGGCAGCUCAGCAACCCGGACCUGAGCCAACAAAGAGAGCGAGAACAGCGUAUACCAGCGCCCAGUUAGUGGAACUAGAGAAGGAAUUCCAUUUUAACCGCUACCUCUGCCGACCCAGAAGAAUAGAAAUGGCGGCGCUGCUGAGUCUAACGGAGCGACAGAUCAAAAUCUGGUUCCAGAACAGAAGGAUGAAAUUCAAAAAAGAACAGCGCCAAAAACCCCAUUCUGACAAGUGUAAACACGACGGGAAUUUAUCCGGAAGUGAUAGUGACAGCCAAGGGUCGACAUCCGGUGGCGUUGACCGACUUGGCAGUGAUUGUGGCGGGAAAUUGAGUCCGGAUGACCUGGUUCAUCCACAUUCACCUCAUGGUCUGCACCCCGGGAUGGGGGCACAUAACAAUCACACGAACCACAAAAUCACGCACUCACCUCAAGUCCCGGGACAGGACCAGAGUUUACGUAACCAGUACCUCACAGAUAACAGUAAUUACUUCCGGGAACAAACCUCACCUCGCCAGACUCAGUCAAUCUCACCGCCGCAUCCACAUUAUAACGACAUAUACCAAUCCUCACAACAUCCGGGCUACAAUCACCUCCCUCCCGAUACCACGGGUUACACGACAGCGGGUCCUUACAAUACCCACAGUCCCGUGUACCCAGAGUUACCUCCCGCGAAUGCCCAAAUGGAGGCGGGAAAUCAGUAUUCAUCUAAUAUGGGAUACACCACUGGGAUUCCAAACUCAAAUUGUUAUACUCAGGGUUCUUAUGACUACAUGCCAAAAUUGACACAUUUAUAAUUGAAGAAUAAUGAUAGUUUUGUGUUAGAUAAAUUCUGUUGGAUUUUUGUAGUGCAAAAAUCUUUAAAAAUAAAAAAGAUUUUACUUUGAAAACUGGUGACAUUUCUGCGUUGAUCUUGAACAAUCUGGCACCAACAAACUGUGAAAAAUCCUG